Erythranthe guttata (spotted monkey flower) is the source of this 634-nucleotide messenger RNA. RefSeq lists its product as hypothetical. The record is from RefSeq and is a predicted model, not a curated record. NCBI's taxonomy places the organism in Eukaryota, Viridiplantae, Streptophyta, Magnoliopsida, Lamiales, Phrymaceae.
GGUGCUCUCAGUAGCGACUUUCAAAGUUAUCAGCAUCGGCGAAAAAAUGCAGACCACCGCCACCACCACUUCCACUCCGCCUGCGAAACGGCUCAUAUUCGACCGCCGCUACGGUUGGGUGUUAGAUGAAUGGAAAGAGCCGUCCCAAGAAGCCUUAUCUGGUGGUCGUGGAAUGUUCUGCAUUCUGCCCCUAGGAAAAGCGUUACUUAAGAAGGCAUCAGAAUCGAUAAACUGUGUAGGGAGCUUUGCAUUGAAUGUCCUCGAAAAACCCGAUGUGCUCUCACCACAAGUCUUGAAAAGCACUCUCACUCACCAAAUGCAUAAGAUUGCAUCUUCAGUAAAGAAUUCAGAACCAGUUUUGAUUGCUCCGAAAACAAUAAACGACGAUACAGAAUCAACUUUUCAGUCAUCAGAUGUGACCGAACAAGACAGGAUGACAUAAGUCACAUAUAACGGUUCAUCUCAGCAAAUCGGACAGUGAAGCAGCAAAGCAUUUGGUUCAAUUUACGCAGCGGUUGCUGCCCUUAUUAUGGUAUAUUAUUAGCCCCCAUUACAUUAAACAUCGUACCAGUUGGAUUCUGCUACAAAUGAACUUCAUUGAAUUUAAUUGUUUGGGCAUGUUUAUGUAUGGUAA